CUUCGUUUCGUUGGUUUAGUUGAACGAUGAACUUGUUAGUUUGUUUUGUAUUGUGGUCUAAUUUUGCUGUGAUAUGUUAAAUUUAACAUUGAAUAGCAAUGUUAUAAUAUACACUGUUAAAACGUGUUGGUGUUACAUACCCUACCUCAAACGUUUUGUGAUGUUAAAGCAAUAGUAGUGUUAUUUUCCCACAUAAUUAUGGUUAACUGACGUUAGACUGUGCAUCCUCAAUUAUGGCAGACCCAGGUUAUUAUCACAGUGAUUAUAUUCGUCACCCAGUACUACACGAACUGGGUGUCAAGUAUGGCAUCAAGACAGAGUGUAUUCCAGAAAUAGCUUUGCCGUCUAAGCUGGAGGAGCUCAAGGAUGUUAUACGUAGAGAGAUACGUAAGGAACUCAAAAUAAAGGAAGGUGCCGAAAAACUGCGAGAAGUAGCUACAGAUAGGAGAUCUCUUUCUGAUGUUGCUAAUAUUGUAAAGAAAGCUAAUGCUAAACUGAAUGAACUCAAAUCAGAUCUUCAGGAACUGGAAUCGCAGUUGCUCCUGUCUCGCGGACAGUCUACCCCUACCUCUCCGGAAGAUCUAUCCUAUGAUGAAGAAAUCAUUUUGGCAUCUGAAGCAGCACAACAACAAAGGCAGCUUGGUGAAGCAACAACAGAUCGCAAAUUGGCAACUCUUGAAAAACAAUUAAAUAUUGAAUUAAAAGUUAAACAAGGUGCUGAAAAUAUGAUACAGAGUAUCAGCAGCAGCAAUCAAUCAAGAGAUAAAAAAUUGCUAGCAGAAGCUCAUCAGAUGCUUGCAGACUCAAAAAACAAAAUAGAAUAUUUAAAACUACGUAUAUCUAAACUAGUAAAACAACAGAAAGGUGACAUUGCUGGGGCUAAUGGUGAUGGCAGAAGUUCUGAUAUGAGUGGUGUUGAUGCUAUGCUAGAUGAAAGAAUUGCAGAACUCCGAAAUCGUCUCAGAAUAGAAGCAGCUGUUGUAGAAGGUUCAAAAAAUGCCAUAAGACUCUUGCAAAGUGAUAAAAAAGUAACUGACAAAAAAGCACUCCAAGAAGCACAAACCAAUCUCCUUGAGUCAACACAAAAACUUGAUUUACUGCGUAGAUCUUUAGAUAUGCGACGACAAGAAUUACCUACGGAAAGUGCAGCAUUUACUGAGUUAGGAAAUGAAUUACGCAGCACCGGCUCCAGUCCGGGAUAUGUAAGUCUGUCAGGUGGAAGUGGGUCAAAAUCCCAAUUUGCUAUGCCAGCACCUAUGAUCAGCCCAUGUGUCCAAGUAACAGGCACACUUGAAGUUAGACUUAUGGGUUGUCAAGAUUUAUUAGAAGACGUCCCUGGCCGUAGUCGACGAGAUCCAUUGGCAAGUCCAUCUGAUUUGAAAUCAUUUGUCAAAGGUGUCACUAUUCGGAAUUCUAUGAAAUACACAUAUAGCAUUAAAGAAGACACAAGCAAUGAAAUAAUGGCAGUAUUAAAGCUUGAUAAUCAUGCCGUCUCCCAGACCAGUUGGAGGCCUUGUUCUCAACAAGCUUGGGAUCAAAGAUUCACCAUCAAACUUGAUAAAUCAAGAGAAUUAGAAAUUGGAAUCCAUUGGAAGGACUGGCGUGGGUUGUGUGCUGUAAAAUUUUUAAGAUUAGAAGAAUUUAUUGAUGAUAUUCGGCAUGGUAUGGCUUUAGAACUUGAACCACAAGGGCUUUUAUUUGCAGAAAUAAAGUUCUUAAAUCCAAUUAUAUCAAGAAAGCCGAAACUUCAGCGUCAAAGAAAAAUCUUUAAACAGCAAGGGAAGAACAUUCCAAGACCUUCAUAUGGAGAAAUGCACAUACCUGCUGUUGUUCUGGGUAGACUUUUAAAGCGUUCCUCACCAUCCAUUCAAAAUAUUCAAACUGCUCACAUUACACAACAGGCUCAAUUUGAAGCUGGGGCCUUAGACAACAGAGAUUCUGAAAAUCCAAAUGUUACUCUUGGUGGUAUGGCUGGAAUUAGACCUCUGGGCUUGCCUGCUACACCCACAACACCACAAGCUCCAAUUACACCUCCACCAAAACCUUCUCUUCCACUACAACCUCCUCCAAAUGUUUCUACCUUGAGAAUGGAAAAAGAGCUUCAAGAAGCUUUUGCAUUUUUAGAAGAUUCUUAUACUAGGGAUAAUUAUGUCACAAAAGAACCUACAACUCCAUCAUGUGAUACUCCUUUAGUAGAGUAUCCCCCAUCACCAUCACCAAAACUUGUUCUGGAAUUUCCAAGUAAUGAGGACCAAAUUAUAGAAAUAACAAGAGAUAUGCAAAUUUCUUCCUCUCGUUCUUCAUCAUCUGUUAUUGAUACAUUGGGGAAAGAGCAAAUUGGUAGAAAAUUAUCAAAUGAAAUGUCUAUGCACAGUUUUAGAUUGCUAAGUGUUUUGGGCAGAGGGCAUUUUGGUAAAGUUAUACUAUCACAGUACAAACCAACGAAUGAAUAUUUUGCAAUAAAAGCUUUAAAAAAAGGUGAUAUCAUAGCCAGAGAUGAAGUGGAUUCUUUGUUAUCUGAAAAGAGAAUUUUUGAAGUAGCUAAUGCAAUUAGACAUCCAUUUUUGGUUAAUUUGUUUGCUUGUUUCCAAACUGACCAACAUGUAUGUUUUGUAAUGGAAUAUGCUGCUGGAGGUGAUUUAAUGAUGCAUAUACAUGCAGACGUGUUCACUGAGCCUAGGGCAGUAUUUUAUGCAGCUUGUGUAGUUUUAGGGCUACAGUAUUUACAUGAAAAUAACAUUAUAUACAGGGACUUGAAGCUUGACAAUCUGUUACUAGACACAGAAGGUUAUGUAAAAAUUGCAGAUUUUGGUCUUUGUAAAGAAGGCAUGGGAUGGGGUGAUCGCACCGGGACGUUUUGUGGUACUCCCGAAUUUCUUGCACCAGAAGUGUUAACAGAAACCUCAUACACAAGAGCUGUUGACUGGUGGGGCCUUGGUGUCCUUAUAUUUGAAAUGCUAGUGGGUGAAUCACCUUUCCCAGGUGAAGACGAAGGUGAAGUAUUUGAUUCCAUUGUGAAUGAUGAAGUUCGUUACCCUAGAACUUUAUCACUUGAAGCUAUAGCAUUGAUGCGCCGAUUACUAAGAAAGAAUCCUGAACGACGACUGGGUUCGUCAGAAAGAGAUGCGGAAGAUGUGAAGAAGCAGGCAUUCUUCAGAAAUGUUAAUUGGGAACAGCUACUACUUCGUAAAGUUAAACCACCAUUUGUGCCAACAAUAAAUAAUUUAGAAGAUGUGAGCAAUUUUGAUAGUGAGUUUACAUCUGAAGCAGCUGUGCUUACACCUCCUAAAGAACCCCGAGCACUAACUGCAACAGAUCAUAAGCUGUUUGAAGACUUCACAUAUAUGGCUGAUUGGUGCUAGGCCUAAAGGACAUAUAAUUUAAAGAAAUUAGGUUUAAUUUCUCUAUUUAUAAAAACCCCAAUGCCUUACAAGUAUGUGAAAAAUUCUGUAUUUUGAUUAUACCAACGUUAUUUCUACUCGAAAUCAUCAUAACUAGAC
Messenger RNA from Chilo suppressalis (striped riceborer), 3500 nucleotides. The record is from the annotation of a GenBank genome assembly. Lineage: Eukaryota; Metazoa; Arthropoda; Insecta; Lepidoptera; Crambidae.